Trichomonas vaginalis G3 is the source of this 867-nucleotide messenger RNA. Its product is annotated as oxidation-reduction process. The record is from RefSeq and is a predicted model, not a curated record. NCBI's taxonomy places the organism in Eukaryota, Parabasalia, Trichomonadida, Trichomonadidae. Bases 1 to 867 code for a protein of 288 amino acids. The transcript has a single exon.
AUGCAAUCAAAGAUUAUUGUCAUCACAUGUUCUUCUGAUGGAAUCGGAAGAUAUACCGCUAAAAUACUUGCGAAACAGGAGCAUACAAUCAUAAUGCACGGUAGAAAUCCUGAAAAGACAAAAGAAGCAUAUGAGGAAGUAAAGAAAGAAUCGGGGAACGAAAAAGUCGAUUAUUUCCUUGCUGAUUUCUUAGAUUUCAAGUCAAUCAAGGAAUUUGCAGAUAAAAUCAAAGAGAAAUAUGACCACAUUGAUGUUCUCAUUAAUAAUGCUGGGGCCCAGUUUGGAACAGAGAGACAGCUUACAAAAGAAGGUUAUGAGAAAACAAUGAUGAUUAACACAUAUGCUCCCUUCUUACUCACAACACUAUUGCUUGAUUCACUCAAGAAAUCGAAGAGCGGAAGAGUUGUAACUACAACAUCAGCAAGCCACAAUCUUGGAGGAGAACCAGACCUCAAAGACCUUGAGAUGAAUAAGAACUAUUCUGUCACAAGAUCCUAUGGACUUUCGAAGCUUUAUGUCAUCUGGAUAAUGAGACAUUUCAUAAAAGAAGUUGAAAGACAAGGAAUCAAGAAUGUUACAUUCAACCUUGUCCAUCCUGGAUCGACCACGACAAACCUCGGAAGAGAGUCAACAAAAGGCUUCGGAAUGAAGUUCCUUUACACCGUGUUCAAGCCAUUCAAUAAUACAAUGGCUGAAGCAGCAGACCCCGAGAUAUUCGCUGCAACAUCGCCCACACUUGAAGGCAUUUCAGGAAAGUACUUCGGUCCUAAAGGAGAAGAUAAAAUAUAUGAGAAAACAUACACAGAAGAACGCGAGCAAAAGCUAUGGGAUUAUUGCAUGAAUAUUACAGCACCAUACAGGAAUUAA